This is a messenger RNA of Mangifera indica (mango), 3016 nucleotides long. Its product is annotated as C2 domain-containing protein At1g53590. Lineage: Eukaryota; Viridiplantae; Streptophyta; Magnoliopsida; Sapindales; Anacardiaceae. Gene Ontology annotation, molecular function: lipid binding. The record is from RefSeq and is a predicted model, not a curated record. The coding region runs from base 550 to 2733 and encodes 727 amino acids. The transcript is spliced from 12 exons.
UUAAUAUCCAAAUCUCCCUAUCUGCCUUAACUUCUCUCCGUUUAUAAACACGAAGACAAAACCAACUAGCCUAUGUCAAGUUUCCAACUGUGAAACUGAAAAUGUGUCAGAAACGGAGAUUGCAACAAAACCCUCUCCAGUUUAAGUGGAGUUUUCUCGUACUUUGGUUUGACGAAGUUAUGAUUAUGUUCUUGAAGUUGAUGAUUUGGAUUUCAUUCCACGAAGAAAUUUAAGUUUUGAAGAAACUAAAGAUGGCUACUUUAAUAGAGGUUUCGAUAAUGCACCAUGUGGGCAUUGUCUUCUUGUUUCUUUGGUUGCUUUCUUUGUUCAAUCGAUGUGGCCCCAUAGCUUUUUUCGUCUCUUUAGUUUAUCUUUUCUUGCUAUUGUGUUUUCAAUGUGCCGUGAAAGGUUCAUGAACAAUAUGUUGAGAGGUUGAGGAGAAAAUUACAGUUUGAGGAGAGGAAGCAAUCUUAUCAGAGAAGGGUGCUUUCGGAUUCUGAAACGGUGAGAUGGCUGAAUCAUGCUGUUGAAAACAUAUGGCCUAUAUGCAUGGAGCAGAUCGCUUCGCAGAAGAUUCUGCUUCCAAUUAUACCUUGGUUUCUGGAGAAGUACAAACCCUGGACCGCCAAGGAAGCUGUGGUUCAGCACCUAUAUCUGGGCAGAAACCCACCCAUGUUUACAGAAAUAAGGGUUCUUCGCCAUUCUAAUGAUGAUGAUCAUUUGGUACUAGAGUUGGGUAUGAACUUUCUCACAGCAGAUGAUAUGAGUGCGAUAAUUGCUGUGAAACUGAGAAAAAGGCUAGGAUUUGGAAUGUGGACAAAGUUGCAUGUGACAGGCAUGCAUGUUGAAGGGAAGGUUUUGAUUGGGGUGAAGUUCCUUCAAAAAUGGCCUUUCCUCGGCCGUUUGAGGUUAUGCUUUUCUGAGCCUCCAUAUUUUCAAAUAACAGUAAAACCUAUCUUCACUCAUGGUCUUGACGUUACAGAACUUCCAGGAAUUGCUGGAUGGCUAGACAAGCUUCUAUCUGUUGCAUUUGAGCAGACACUUGUUGAGCCCAAUAUGCUGGUUGUAGACAUGGAGAAGUUUUCCUCACCGCAGCCAGAUAACUGGUUCUCUGUUGAUGUAAAGGAACCUGUCGCACAUGCAAUUGUUGAAGUAAUUGAAGCAUCUGAUAUGAAACCAUCAGAUUUAAAUGGUUUGGCUGAUCCCUAUGUGAAGGGGCAACUUGGACAGUACAGAUUCAGGACUAAGACACAAAAGAAAACUUUGACCCCAAAGUGGCAGGAGGAAUUUAAGAUCCCCAUAUGUUCAUGGGAUUCACCUAAUGUGCUAUCUAUUGAAGUUCGUGACAAAGACCAUUUUGUGGAUGAUUCCCUUGGUGUCUGUUCCAUAAAUAUCAGUGAUCUUAGGGAUGGCCAGCGACAUGACAUGUGGAUACCUCUUAAGGACAUUAAAAUAGGAAGGCUGCAUCUCGCGGUUACAGUAACUGAAGAGAGAGCAAAGAUUGACAUGAAUUUCUGGCAUAAAUUUAAGCAGCGGGGAAGUCUGUCGGAUGAGGAAACAUUAAAUAAGGAAGGAGUUCAAGAUGAAGAGGAGUUACGAAGCAAGAAAGAAGUAGAGAACUCCUUUUCCAAUGGAACUGACGGAUGUUCCUUUUCAUUUGUGACAUCAGAUAAGUCACCAAAGAUGGCUGAUAAUUUUGAGCCUAUACCCAUUGAGGGGCAAGAGAAGUGUGGGAUAUGGGUCCAUCACCCAGGAAGUGAAGCAGCACAGACUUGGGAGCCUAGAAAAGGAAAGAGCAGGCGCAUUGAUACCCAGAUUCGUGGAGUGCAUAAUGAUUCCUUUCAUAGCACUGAUACGGCAGCAUCUGGAUCUCUGAACAAUGACAGCAGCAGUACUGACGAAAAUACUGAGGGUGAAAAUCGUUUUCGGCGGGGCUUACGAAAAAUUGGUUCUUUGUUUCAAAGGAGUCCUAAAAUGAGGGAUCAACAAAAAAUUGGUUCUAUGCUCCAAAGGAGUCCUAAAAUAGGGGAUCAUUCAGGCAGCAUUUCAGAGCCUGUUUCAUCUCCACGGGCUAACCUUAAAGCAACCAGUUCUAGGGAGGUUGGUAUGAAGUUCAUAGUAGAAGAUCUUCCAGGUCCCAUCUCUAGUAGCAUUCUAAACGAAGUAUGUAUCAAUUCAGAUGGAAGUAAUCCAGACAACCCUGAAAAGAGAAGUGAUCCCGAAAGGUAUGAAAAGAAGCAUAUGAAAGGUAUCGCAAAGAGCUUUCUGAAUCAAGCAGAGAAGCAAGCUCGCAACUUAAAGCAUGCACUUUCCCGAAAAGGCUCUGGAAAAUCUUUAGGUGAUUCAUCUACAGGGAAUGAACAAGAAAUUUAUCCGGAAUCCGACUCUUCUCAUGAUGAAUCUCCUGCACCUUCCACUGUUGAAAGAAUACCUGAGUGUCAAUCUCCUACACCUUCCACUGUUGAAAGAAUGCCUGAGUGUGGAAACGAGGAGUCUUGUAAUACCAAGGAUCAUAUCGUUCAAACUGGUUCAAAUGAUUCUGAAAUGGAUGUUGAGGACCAAAGGGAGAAGGUGAGUGUGGAAGCUGAUGAGAAGAAAGGGAUCAAUGAGAUAAGCAAACUGGACCGGAGCGGUAAUGAAUUGAUCAAGACUGUAACUCCCCAGCUUUCUGAGGAGGAUGUGGAACAGAGAGAAAAUGGAAAAUCUGGCUCAGCUGAAGAUAUAAUCUCAUAGCACUUAAUGCUGUCAAUGUGCUGAGUAAAUUACAGUGUGAACAUUAAGAAGAUCUUGCCCCAUUCUAUUCAUUUGUUGAUUUUCUUAAUCUGUAUAGCAUCCAAAUAGAAUGACUGGUACUAGCUUUGAAAAGUCCUGGUGCAGCUUCAAGUCUAAUGUGUUCUUGUGGGUAUGGUUGUAUUUCAUGUUAGCAUUUUUGUAUAGCAGUUUACAGAACACAAUUACAAUACAAAUCUAGGACUAUUAUGCAUAUAAUAUUAAAUCAAACAACUUGUUAUUGAAA